GGACAUUGGUGUAAUGUAUGAAUGUUUCCUUGUGGAAAGAUGUCUUCCAGAGAUUUAAAAUCAAUGUCUCAAGAAGAUAUGCGUAAAAUGCUUUACCAGACAUUUAAAAACAAAGGCAUUCAGAAUUCAGUAAAGGCUCAACUGAGAAACCAGCUUAUCUCCCUGCUGAAGCAUUCUUCUGUCACUGGAGAAAUAGGGCAGCCUUCUGAUGCGCACCCUGACUCACUGCUACACAGAGCGUCCAACAGCCUGGUGGUAGACCACUUGAGAAGAUGUGGCUAUGAGUACUCACUCUCUGUCUUUUAUCCAGAGUGUGGAAUGGAAAAAGAAAACGUCCUUACCGUAUCUGACUUACUACAGCUGAUGAAGAUCAACCCACAAUCUGGGCUCUACAAGUCACUGAAUUCACAUUUUCUGGAUAAAAAUGCAAAAGGUUUCCUAUUUCAAAUGCUAACAGAGUUACUGCAUUAUCAUCUACAUAUAGAGGGCAGACAUGCUGCAACCCAAACAGUCACAGCAUCCCUAUAUAAGGAGUCUGUUGUUGAGAAACUUCAGAGUAUUGAUGAGCAAUUUGAAGAAAUCUACCCAAGACGUCAAAAAAUUGAGUCUUUGGAAAGCAAACUGUCUGAAUAUCGCAAAGAAAUGGAGGAACAGCUCAAAAAUGAAAUGUCUCUGAAGUUGCAACACUUUAAAGAUGUUGAAAUAGCUAAAAUUAAGUUAGAGGAAAAAGAAAAAUCUCAGAGAGAGAUGUCUGACUUCCGACGUGAAUUAGAGAAGACUUAUGAGGUAAAACUGGGCGGUCUGGUGUCACGGGAGAAGAAUGCUAUUGAGAGACUUCAGAGACAGCAAGAGAUAGAAGGAAAGGAAAUUUAUGAACAGAGACAGGCCCUGCUGAAAGACAUUGAGUUGGUACGAAAGAGAGAGACUGAGCUUCGUCAACGAACUGAAACCUUUGAAACGACCCAGCAGUUGCAAGAGGAGAAUGCUAAACAUGUAAAAGAUCUGCUGAAGAAGAGAGAGUUGGAAGUAAAAAAGAAUGAAGAUACUUUUGAUCAGAAACUUAAAAAUGAGUUAUUACGAUAUCAAAUUGAAAUGAAGGAAGAAUAUUUGAAAAGAUCUCAGAAAGUUAUUGAAGAUGAGAAAAGAAAUAAAGGCGAGACAGCAAGAUUACGUGAAGAGGCCAUUGUGAUCAACAUGAAAAAACAAGAGUUGGAACAAGCAAUAUCUCGUACAAAAGACCUAGAGAUAGAGGUUGAUUCUCUUAAAGCACAGUUGUCCCUACUUACCAGACAGAAUCACCAUUUGACUGACAAACUAAAAGAGACAGUUGACUAUUCCUUGAUAAAGGAGGAAAAGGUUGAACUCCAUACGAAAACAAAAAUGUUCCAAAAACAAAUGGAGGAGCUUCAAAGGGAAAAUCAACUCCUGCAAGAAAGAACAAAAUACCCAACCCCUGAAUAUGUUGCACUUCAGAAUGAACUAAAAAAAGUGGAGGAUGUUAGAAAACUGGACCACAAUGAACAUAAAUCAAAGCAGGAACUCUUAGAGAAACAGCUAAGAAAGGAGGUUGAACAUUGUGAAGAAUUAAAGGCACAGUUGAUAAACAGUGAGGAAUUGAUAAGAAGAUUGCAAACACAAGUAGAAGAGCAGAAUGUCCAACUACGACAAAUGCGGAUAGCUCUAGAAAAUGAAGUGUAUCGCAAUCCCAAGCCAUCCCUGGUUGACCGUUCUGUGCUAGACAUCACCGCUGACAAGAUUGUGCCCCCUGAUACUUAUGUUGAUAAAGCAAUCUUGAAACACCAGCUUUUAUUUGAUUCCUUUAUUGAAGCAGGUGGCAUGCCAAAUGCACAGUAUAGUCGGCCUACAGGAACUCAAACCUCCUCCUCACAGGCAGACCUUGCAUUUGUAACCAAUAGCAAAGCUCGAAUCAAGGAACUACAAAAAGAGGCGGAGCACUUGGAGGAAUUUUAUCGUCAGCAUAAGUUUAUCUAUGGGACUGCACUUAGGAACAGCCCUAAAACCACUAUUUCACCUUCAAAAGAGUUCUUAAAGACAUAUUCUGUUGCUCCCGUGCAUAAGAUAAAAUUUUCUGAAAGCAACCUUACAACACAACAAGAAAUCCUUUUAACCAGAUUGAAAAAACAGUAUGAAGAAGAAAUUUCUACUCAAUCUGACACAACUCCACAUAAGACAAAGGUGUCCUCUUCACAAAGACUUUCUUCAACUCCAAAAUCCAAAGCUAAUAGAAACUUGAGUAACAGAGAAGAAUUGCUUUCCGGAGAUAAUGAUGGUUCGUAUAUUUCUUCAUCUCACCAUAGUCCAGAUAACCCACUUUCUCCAAUCCCAAAAGUUGAGAAAUUAUCUUUGUUUAACUGUGAAGUUCCUGAUCAUGUUUUUGAAGCUGGAAAGGAUUUGGUUUCUUGUAUGCCAGCUUCUGAUUUUCAUGAAGUUCCAGAUCAUUCAAAGCCACAAGUAUUAAACAUUGAUGAUCUCCAGCAUUCAAAUGCUUCUCAACAAGACCAGGACACCCCAGAGGAGAUUGAGAGUGGCAUGUCUCAUCUUUCAGAGAAUUCAGUCAUUGACAGUAAUGGCAAAAAAGAUGCCCCAGUUGCAGAUCCAGGCUCACACGAGGAGAAGAAAGCAGAACACCAUGAGAUUGGCCCGGCUCAUUCUGGGCACCCAUUAAAUGCAAAAGACCAGGACAUCCCAGAACAGCUUGAUAGUGACCUGUCUCAUUCCUCUGAGAAUUUGGUCCCUAGAGAUGUUGCAGUCGCUUCAUAUCCUGGCUCAUUGAAUAGUCUGGUUCAGCAUCAUACAGGCAUUCCAAACAGACCAGCACAAACAGAAGAUGAAAGCAGUCAGACUGACACACAACAGGAUUUUGAUCAAAAAGGAGAAUCUAAUGUUCCUGAGAAAGAAAAGGACCUACACGAGAAUUUUAUGGCAGUGGCUGAAAUAUCUGAAGAGCAGGAAGAAAAGGAUGAGGAAAACCAAGGCGUAAGUGAAUCCCCAGCUGUCCCCACUGUCAACGCCUUGGACAAGUAUAUGCAAAUGAUUCUUCAGAAUAAAGCUGUGCAACAGUCGGAGAAGGUUACUAAAGAAUCGCUAGAAGAUAGCUCUGUUGAAGAAAAAAUCUCUCAUGAAAGUAUCGCAUCUCCCUCUCACCAAGCAGACGAUGACUUCUGGUAAACAACCGCUUCCUCUUUGUGGGACAAAUCCAGAGAGUGUGACAGCAUUUCCACAUCAAAUAAAACCUGCUGUGCUGGUCACAUAAUUCACAGAUGAUCUUUAUUAUCGCUAUGGAUUCUAUAACUCUUGUGUUUUAACCCUUUAAUGGAAUGGUAACAUCAAACUGUGAAAAUGUCACUUUUUUUUAAUUAAAGUUGUAAAGUUCAAAUUGUAAGCUCUUAUGUGAAAUGUAGUAAAUUAUACUAGAUACGUUUACAGGUGUUUUCUAUUAUGUACAUUAUUAAAUGUAGCUAUGAUUCUAACACUUGUUAAUAUUUGUGUUGUUACAAAGUAUCUAACUUGAAAUUAAGUUUUAUUUAUUAUUUUUUAAGUUCCAUGUGGGAUGAUUUUACCAGUCUUUCUAACCAAUAGUUUGCUGUAAUUGUAUCAUAAAUAGCUUAAAGGAACAUAAAACCCCAAAAAAUGUUUCCAUGA
Bombina bombina (fire-bellied toad) is the source of this 3663-nucleotide messenger RNA. It is a transcript of the gene OFD1, whose product is annotated as OFD1 centriole and centriolar satellite protein. Gene Ontology annotation, cellular component: centrosome; ciliary basal body. The transcript is spliced from 25 exons. The record is from RefSeq and is a predicted model, not a curated record. Gene Ontology annotation, biological process: epithelial cilium movement involved in determination of left/right asymmetry. The coding region runs from base 22 to 3189 and encodes 1055 amino acids. Lineage: Eukaryota; Metazoa; Chordata; Amphibia; Anura; Bombinatoridae. Gene Ontology annotation, molecular function: protein binding.